This is a messenger RNA of Astyanax mexicanus (Mexican tetra), 2353 nucleotides long. Its product is annotated as serine/threonine-protein kinase 16. The record is from RefSeq and is a predicted model, not a curated record. Lineage: Eukaryota; Metazoa; Chordata; Actinopteri; Characiformes; Acestrorhamphidae. Gene Ontology annotation, molecular function: ATP binding; protein serine/threonine kinase activity. Gene Ontology annotation, biological process: protein phosphorylation. The transcript is spliced from 8 exons. Bases 153 to 1073 code for a protein of 306 amino acids. Gene Ontology annotation, cellular component: cytoplasm; Golgi apparatus.
UCGCUGCGUCACUGGUGUAGACGGAAGUGUGUGUGUGUAUGUGGUGAGUGGAUGUGUGUGUUGUGUGUGUGUAGCGGUAUCGGGAGGGAGGCGGUUCGGUACAGUUCAGAUUUUAACCCCUGGAUGGUCAGGUGAGCGAUGCUCGGCCGAGGAUGGGACAGUCGCUGUGUAUCUGCUCUCGCAGCGCCAUCACCAUCGACAACAAGAGAUACUACUUCAUUCAGAAACUCGACGAGGGAGGAUUCAGCUAUGUGGAUCUGGUGGAGGGCGCCCAGGACGGCCGUUUCUACGCCCUGAAGCGGAUCCUGUGCCACGACCGCGAGGGACGCAAUGAGGCGCAGACGGAGGUGGAGAUGCACCGGCUCUUCAGCCACCCCAACAUCCUCAGCCUGACCGGCCACGCCUUCACCGAGCGCAGCGGCAAGAGCGAGGCCUGGCUCCUGCUGCCCUACAUCAGCAAGGGCAGUCUGUGGUCAGUUCUGGAGAAGAUGAGGGAUAAAGGAAGCUCCAUGGCUGAGAGUCGGGUUCUGCAUGUUUUGCGUGGCAUCUGUGAAGGUCUCAAAGCCAUUCACGACAAGGGCUACGCCCACAGGGAUCUAAAGCCCACUAAUGUGCUGCUGGAGGAGAACGACCGGCCGGUACUGAUGGACCUGGGCUCCAUGAACAAAGCCCGUAUAGAAGUCAGAGGCUCCAGAGAGGCCAUGACCAUACAGGACUGGGCAGCUCAGAGGUGUACCAUCUCGUACAGAGCUCCAGAACUCUUUAAUGUGGAGAGCCACUGCAUCAUCGAUGAAAAGACGGAUAUCUGGUCGUUAGGUUGUGUUCUGUACUGUAUGAUGAUGCUGGAGGGACCGUAUGAUCUGAUCUUCCAGAAGGGGGACAGCGUGGCUCUGGCUGUACAGAACCCGGUGACCAUUCCUCAGCCGUGCAGCUACUCUGCAGGACUGCAGAACCUCCUCAGCUCCAUCAUGGUGACCAAUCCUCAGGAACGUCCCGACAUCAACUGGGUCCUGGAGCAGGUGAAGAGCCUGCAGGGCUCGGACGCGGGACCUGUGGACACCAACAGGGUAUGAUGGUCCCUGCAGGGGAGCUCCGCCCCCUCCGGUCACUUCCUGUGGACAGUUUUUAUCUGGACUAUGCACUCACUCUCACUCUUUCUCACUCUCUCACUCUCACUCGUUCCCUGAUUCAGCUCAUACAUUAACUUCUGGCCUCAUAAACAUGAGCUUACCUUUACCUUAGUGAACUCCUGGGUGAUGUACAGCGGAGUUCACUGAUUCGGGAUCAGUCACGGUGGAGCGAAUGGACGUGUUGGAAGUUCUGAAGCUCUGGGUCAGACUGUGAAAUAUAUUUUAAGGUCAUUAUGAGUGAAAAUCACCAUGAUAUCGGUUUAUAACCCAACUUGUGAAGAUCUGAUCUGAGCUGUAGCUGAGUGAAGCUGAAGGCUGCAGUUAAAAAUAGUUAAGUUUUACUAUUUUAAGCUUUGUUUCAGUGUUUAAAGGCCUUUGAAGAAGAAGAAAAAAGCUCUAUGGAGAAUAAAGGAUAAAAAGGAUGUUUUUUUUUAGUAAGAAACGUUUACUGGUGAAAUAUCAUGACCUCGUUUAUGUAGAACGUACAUUAUUACUCAAAAGUUUAAGAACACCCCCAUUUUUUUUUUUACUUUUUUUUUGCCAUUUAAGUCAAUUAAGUUCAGUCAAUAACUAGAAAUGGUACAAAAUCCAGUGUAAAAAUGUUUUUGCUCAACUAAAAAAAUGGACGAAAAGCUACAAACAGUAGUUUAGAAAACAAAAUAGUAUACGGUUGGAUGAAAAUUAUAUAUGGUUUAAAAUAGAGGGGCUGAUUUGAAGCAAACCGUUCAUUGGUUAGAGCUUCAAUUUUUAGAAAAUUCAGGUAAACCUCAUUAACAAUAAUUCCAAGAAUUUACAGUUUAAAAGGGAUUGAAAACAUUUAGAUAAGAAAUUAGAAAUAAUAAGAAAAUAAAUAAAAGAAAUACACAUUUUUAAUAAACAUUUAAAAUUCCCCUUUUAAGCAUAGGAUACUUUCACUUAUAAAAUUGUAAAUUUGGUGCCUAGUUUGCGGUUUUAAGUUUUAUUGUCAUUUUACUGUAUUAUAAAUAUAUAUAAUUUUGUUUUUUAUAAUUGAUUUGGAAUGGCAGCGGGUUAUAGAGGUUUGCUGUUUAUUGGAGGACACUGUGUGAUGUGUGUAAUGAUGCAUUUGCACUCGCAUGUAAUUUAGCUGGGAAUUACAGUAUGUAAUUGUGGAAAUAUGCAUAAUAAUUUUGUUUAUUUCAAAAUUAUUAAUUCUCUUUUUUAUUAUUAUUUAAGGUGAUUAAAAAUAAGGAUAUCAAUCAUAA